CACAAGUGCAAGACAGUCGGCGCGCGUCCUUCGACAUGUUCGCGUAUCUUCUCCGAGAACUCGAAAGAAUUUUUGCUCCAAAAGCGUUAUCAUUAUUACAUGACGUAUUGCGUGAUCUUUCGAUUGUCCUUUUAAAUUUUAAAAUCCGAAUUUUAAGUGAAAUUAUAUUCGCACUUUUUUUUUACAUCAGAUUCAGUUUUUAGUUUCAGAGAAUAAAAGUGAGUUUAUCACCGGCGGCUGACUAAUUCAAGCUUAAACUACUGACGGGAAAAUACAAAACCAUAUAAAGCACAUUUCUAUCGACUACAAGCAUUGGAAUGAAAAUGUAGAAAUGAAAAUUCUGCUAGAGGAAAAAUGGACAACCUAAAUGCUGACAGCAACAAUACUCGAAUACUCGAAGAAUUCUGUAACAUUCAGUACAAACAUUUUGUGGCACCGCACGGAGAGCUCUGGUGUAAUCCGGUAUGGGACUCAUUGCUCUGUUGGCCACCAAUAAAAGCCUCUACCACGGCGAAACAGCGGUGCCCCUUUAUAGAUGGAUUCGAUACGACAAAAACCGUGGAGAAGAAAUGCGGUUACAACGGACGUUGGGAGGCACAAAACGGCACAAGCAUAAACGGGGAAUCGUUUAUCGGUUGGGCGAAUUAUACCACUUGUUUAACGCCAGAAAUGCUAUGGCUUCACUACAGAGUCUACAACAAUAAUGUCGAAGGAGAGAUGAAAAUGGAAAUAGCUGAGAAGACACGUACCUUGGAAUUUAUUGGUCUCAGUAUAUCUCUAGUAGCUUUACUUGCUUCCCUCGUGAUUUUCUGUCGAUUUAGGUCGUUGCGAAACACGAGGACAAGGAUUCACAAGAAUCUCUUCGUCGCCAUGGUAGUGCAGGUCCUAAUCCGAUUAACGUUGUACAUAGACAUCGCGAUCUAUCGUAGGAAACCACAUGGCAUGCAACGAGGAAUAGGAAAUACCCCGGUGCUGUGCGAAGCGAGUUACGUACUACUGGAAUACGUUAAGACUGCGAUGUUCAUGUGGAUGUUUAUUGAGGGACUGUUUCUGCACAACUUAGUAACCGUGACAGUCUUUCAAGAGACAUCUUAUUACCGCAUGUAUCGAUUCGUUGGUUGGGGAUGUCCAUUAUUAAUGACUUUAGCUUGGGCCAUCAUUAUGGCGUUUUAUUAUCAUCCAAAAUCAAAAUUUCUCAGAUGCUGGUCAGGUUAUAAUUUGUCGUCCUACUUUUGGAUUCUCGAAGGGCCCAGAUUCGCAGUUAUAUUGCUCAACUUUUUAUUUUUGCUGAACAUUAUAAGGGUACUCGUAGUGAAGCUACGGCAAAGUCACACAAGCGAGAUUGAACAGGUUCUGAAAGCCGUGAGAGCAGCCGUGGUACUCUUACCAUUAUUGGGCAUUACUAACGUACUGUUCAUGAUUAAAGUUCCAUUGGAUAACGUAAACAAGUUCGCCGUGUGGUCCUACUCUACGCAUUUCCUGAGAUCGUUUCAGGGUCUCUUCAUCGCGACGCUUUACUGCUUCCUUAACGGCGAAGUAAGACUAGCUUUGGAUAAAACUGUUGCCAUUCAUCUUUCUCUGAGAGGAAGCGAUUUGCAGACUAGGAGACGUUUGACUCUCAACGGCUGUCCGCCUCAACAAAUAACUUCAGUGAAUGAGAUAGAAAAGAAAAAAACGAGACUUACGGGGUGGAUGAGACUGUGCUGUCGUGGCGGAAAUAUCCCGCCACCAGAUCGGCCUAUUAGAAUAGAAGAGCAGAGAGAUGAAAAGAUUGAAUGCAUAUUUUCUCAAGGGCGGCAAUCUAAUCCUAGCAAGCGCAUGAAUUUCUCUACGUCCGGCAAACAGUCUUGCAGUAAAAUAAUUCCUUCAAUUGUGGAAUUGCCGAUGCUUCAUUCGGACAUUUCGGAUUUUCCUUUAACGCAAGUAGGCACAGCGCGCAUUACGUCACAGUGACCGAAAUAGAAUUUUCUCAUAAGAAAUCUGACUGUACAUUAAGUCUUAGAGAUCCUUCGAUAAAAGCGACAAAGUAGAUUAAAAAUGGCGGAUAGAAUAUAAUAUUUUCUUUCUUUCUCUCAUAAUUGCAUUCGUAAAAAGAAUGUUGAAACGAUGAUAUUACACCAUAAUGUUAUACGUAAUAAAAAAUUCAAACACGCAUUAAAAAUUAAUGAAAAUACGUUAACAUAUGUAUAUUUGAAUUCUGUAAAAGAAAUUACAGUUCUGUCAAACCAAUACGAAAUAUAAUUUAUUUAACAAAAUGUUUGUCGGUAAUACGUAUAACUCCAACAUCACCUUAAAUUACUUUGCGGGAUGUUUGUAUGUAUCUCUUAUUAUAAAAUAAAUUGCGUUUAAAAUUGAA
Molecule: messenger RNA, 2356 nt
Organism: Solenopsis invicta (red fire ant)
Lineage: Eukaryota; Metazoa; Arthropoda; Insecta; Hymenoptera; Formicidae
Gene: Pdfr
Product: PDF receptor
Exons: 16
Coding region: 355-1953 (532 amino acids)
Biological process (GO): adenylate cyclase-modulating G protein-coupled receptor signaling pathway; cell surface receptor signaling pathway
Cellular component (GO): plasma membrane
Molecular function (GO): G protein-coupled peptide receptor activity
Source: RefSeq, a predicted model, not a curated record